Messenger RNA from Cinara cedri, 6351 nucleotides. NCBI's taxonomy places the organism in Eukaryota, Metazoa, Arthropoda, Insecta, Hemiptera, Aphididae. The record is from the annotation of a GenBank genome assembly.
UAUAAAGAAAAAAAUUUAUAUCUUAGUAAAACCAAUACAUUCUUCUCUACACUAUAAAUCUAAAAUUUAGAACGUUAAAUUAUACUUAUUAUAGUAAUCUACUAGAUCGCGCUAUUAUGAAAGAAGUUUUUUAAGGCACGGACUUUGAGAAUUGGUUAUCACUUUUUACACAGGUAACAGGUUAGCGAUUUAUGUUAUCUAAUAUCUAUGGUUGGCGGCAAGGUGUAUUGAUCCACCUUAGUUGGCGGUUUGCAAAUGUUUUCAAUGGUGUAAUUUCUGGUCAGAACACUUCAAGUAAACUAAUAACUAAUAAGUAAUUUUAAUUUAAUUAGGUAUGACGUUUGAAAACUUGGCCAAGGACCAUACGUGAGUUGAUGGUUUAAUUAAUUAAGGGAUAAGUUACUCGAGUAUAUAUUAUACAAUUCAUUUUUUUAAACUAUUAGUUUUGUCUCUGGAUUUAAGUUGCUGAAUAAUGUUGAAAAUAACAAAUUCUUCAAUUUGAUCGAUAAGAUGAUGAAAGAUUUCAAUCCUAAUAAAUCAUCGAUGUUUAGAGAACAAGAACUGUUAUCAAUGGAGACAUCGUUGAAAUUGGACAGUGAUUUAUGUAGUAAUUUACUGAAUAGCUUAAAUCGUUUAUUGAGACAAGUAAAUAAUUUUCCAAAAAUGUGAAAGAAACACAUUGUUUAAAUAUUUAUGUUAUUGUGGUCAGGUAGUUAGUGAUAUGACCAAACCAGCUGUACUGAAAAAUGUAUUAUCCGAACUUUUUUUAUUAGACAUGAAAAAAGUUGAAUUGUUUUGUGAAUGUUGGACCGCUAAUGUUGAACAAAUUGUAUCAAGACUUCAGCAAAACUUUACUCAUUCAUACAGGGUGAUUAUAAUUUGAAUAUGUUUACACUGUUUCCUAAUCAUGUCAAAUAUUAAUAAUAUGAAAUUGCCUAAUGUUUUUUUUUCCUGUAAAUAUGUUUCAUUUAGCUAAAGGAUGUAAAUUGGGCUUUGAAUAUUUCGUCAAAUGUUGGAAUCGAAUUAUCAAAUCCAGAACCUAGAUGUUUAAUAGAAUUAAAAGUUGAAGAUAGUCAGCACCGUGAUAAUCAUAAAAUUAAUGAAAUAUUUUUGGAUUUUAACGAAGAAGAUUUGAAGAAAUUUUACGACAUGCUAGAAACUAUCAAAGUAAAGUUAAAUACUUUACCUUAACAAUGAUUAAAUCUCUUAGUUUUAACAGAUUAAAUUAUAAUACCAUAAUUAUAUUGAUUUGAAAUCUAAAUGUAUGAUAAUUAACUGUUGGUAUAUAUCUAAUUAUUAUAUUUUACUUAAACAUGUUUUAAUAGAAACAAUUUCAUACAAUUCUAUCACAAUGUACAGAAUAUUCGACUAAUGCAAUAAUUUGUUUUGUUAAUAUUUUAAUAUUUUUGUAUAAUAAUUACUUAAGUCUCGAACUAUGAAUUAUGGUUCGUUAGAUUAUUGCAAUAUUUUGAAGUUCUCAAAAAUAUUUUUUUAAAUUUACAUAUUUUAAUUUUAGUUUUAAAACAUAAAAAAUAAAUAAAGGAAUUAUAAUGUAAGGCUUUAAUAAUUAUAUAAAAAAAAAAAAAUUGAAGAUAUAACAAAUAUAUAGAACAAAAGUGUAUGUUGAAUCUUUAUGGGACCCUUGAUAAUGAGAACUAUAACAAUCAGUUGAUAAAUUAUACCUGCUAAAUAAGUUACGAGUAGUAUACCAUUGUAUCCAUUUAUUAUUUAUUAAUAAAACAUAUAAGAGCAUAUCCCGUUGAAAAGGAAUUUACAUGUUUACUUAUUAAGUUAUCACUGAAGUCGGAAAUUGUAUACUUAAAAAUAUUUGUAAUGAAUGUAUAAUGUUUGGUGAAAGUAAGGAAUUUGUGUUUCAUAACCUGUAUAAUUGAUCAAAAUUGGUUUUUUUUGCAUACUAGUGCGUAUUUUGAAAUUGGAGAAUAUUUAGCAUAUUUCACUAUUGGAUUAUAUUAAAAAUAUUCUGUAGUUUUUAGUUUCUGAAAUCUCAUGUCAAUCUACAUGUUGAUUCAUACAGAUUACCGUACCCAAGAAGACAACACAUUACUCCAUACUUAUCAAAAUUUACAAACUUGACCAUUCAAUAAAAUUAUUCAAAUCAUAUUGAAAUUUCUAAGUCAUUAAAGGUAGACAACUUCACAAAUCAUAUUUGAGUUAUUAUGUUUUUUAUUGUCUAUGACAUUCAAAUUGAAAUAUUGAAUUUUGUAUUAAAUUUACAUUUAAACUACUUAAAUGACCAUUUUUCUCUUUUCAAAAAAUGUUGUUUAACAUAAAAAAAAUAAAAUAUUUAUUGACAUUACCUUUGUUUAAAACAACUAAUUGUGUUUAUUAAAAAUAAACUGAAUUGAAUUCAUCUUUAAAAAAUGAUGAAAGGAUUAAAAACCUAAUAUUCAAUACCAGUGACGCUACCAGGAUUUUUUGAAGGGGGUGUCACUUUUCUACAUAAAAAAAAAUUAUGUUUUUUUUUCUACUCCAAUAAAUUUAUUUUACUUAUACAUGAAUAGAGUGAGAUAUAUAGACACAUAAAACACCCCACCUUUGGUUGCGCUAUUGUCCAAUACAAUAGUUAUAUCAAUGUUUUUAUUAAUACUAAUGUUCAAGUCAUUUUUCUAACUAUAGUCUACUCACAAUAUAUAACGAAUUUCAAGAGACCGAGGAAAAUUUUGAACGUAUCAACUUUCUAAUUUCAUUAGAUUUAUAAUUUUUAAUAAUUGUUUAAAGUUCAGAAAAAAGAAUCGUAUUCACUUAGCCAUAAUAAUAAUAAUUAAUUAACAAAUGUGAUUACAGCCCGCUACAUAAUUAUACGUACUUUUCUCUGAACAAAAAUAAUUAAAUCACAAAUUUAAUAAAGAAUUGAACCUUAGAAGAAUUAAACUCUAAAACGGCUAUUUUCACAUUUUUCAAAAAUAAUAAAAUACAAAACUAGGUAUUUUUUUACCAAAACAUAACAAUUUAAUUAAAAUAUAUUUAUAGUCCUUUACCUGCAAGUAAUAUAAAGAGAACACCUAAAUUUGAUUAUCAUUAUUAUCUCAGAAGAUAUUUCAAUGGUUAUAUCUUCGUGGGACACCUAUAUGACAAAUUUACAUGCUAUGAUCCUUAAAAAGUGUAUUCUAUGUUCAGUUAAUUAAGACAUAUUAUAUUUCUUAAUUUAUUGUUUACAAUAUAAAGAUCCAAACAACUUUUUUCUAAUUUAUUUUUUUUUUUAGGGGUUGCUUACACUAACUAUGGGUAAAGUUUUAGUUUUAGUAAUAUAGGUUAGGUAAUAAUAAAUAGGAACUAAUGAUGGACCACUUACAAGCAAUACUUGAAAAAAACUGUAGCCAUACUAGAUCUAUUUAUUGUGUACUUACAUUUUGGAUCUCUUAAUAAUGGGUUCUCAUCAGACUUAUCUGGAGUAUUCAAUAAUUAUCAUGAUUUUCACUUUUGUCAAAUUCUUCUUUUUGUUUUUUAUAUUUAGAAUGAUGUAUCAUUGGCAAAAAUUGUUUGUUUUUUUCAAAGUUGAAAUAAUAUUAAGAAAAUUUAACAUAUUCUCAAAUUCUCAUUUCUAAUUACACAUUUUGCAUAUACUAAACAACAAAUUAAAAAUGUAUCUAAUGGUAAUUUUGAGACAUUGUUUGCUAUUUUUAUCUAGUAUUAAUCUACAAUACAUACCAACAAUAAAUAAAAUGUAUAGAAUUAUUUUUUUCAACAUGGUUUGUUAAAUAUCACCAUCAUCGGGGGGUUUCUGACUAAAAAAGAAAUCUGCUGAUACCACUGGUGUCAUAUAUAUAUAAAAAUGGAUCCCUGUUUCCCUUGGUCAUCGCAUUACGCCUGAACGGCUGAUCCGAUUUUGUUAAUUCUUUUUUUGUUGUGUUUGUAAUUGUCAGGAGAAGGUUUUUAUGUAAUACAAUUUUAAGAAAAUCCACUGGAAAAGUACAGAAUUUGAAUGUAAAAACAUCACUGUCCAGUAAGAAAAUAAACUAUAUUUUUGUUUAUUGUAAGGGUGCUAUUGGUUAUGAUUGAAUAUAAUAGUUGUAGACUUGUUAUAUUUUGUCANGAAAAUAAACUAUAUUUUUGUUUAUUGUAAGGGUGCUAUUGGUUACGAUUGAAUAUAAUAGUUGUAGACUUGUUAUAUUUUGUCAAAACCAUAACAACAAAAAUAAGUAUUACCGAAAUUAAAAAAAAAAAAAACACGGAAAUCUCAAAUAAUCAUAGCAAUAGACUAAAAUACACGUUACUAAGUGAUAUACUUGGUUAUAAAGAAGAAUACAAUAGUUUUCUUUAAUUUACAGUUGAAUUUUUGUUUUUGAAAAUGCCAAAAAUUGGACGUACAAACUUAAGUCGCAGAACUCGCAAUGCUGCGCGAGUCAGAUAUACAAGAACAAGUCAAACUGACAAGCAACGCGAAGCACGGAAUGAAGUUGAAUGGAAUCAAUUUAAUUGAAAUCAAUAACAGAGAAAUGUUGCGUUUAACCCCUAUCAAGCUGCGUUCAAUUAUAACAUGGAAAUCGAUUACAGUACACAGCAAAUUGUUGCUAUUGGACCAAUCAAUUUAUGUUUAAAAAUGAAACUCUUGGAUUGUGUCACUUUUUUUUUUAUAAAUUAUACCAAUUCGAAUUCAAUAUUUAUAAUUAAAACAGGACAAUAUCUGUCGGGUCAGCUAGUCACUGAUAAAUUUAAGAAACUUCUGGUUAAGAAGAUGCUAAACAAAGUAGAGAAGCUACGUCCUCCUCCCUACUCAAAUUUAAGCACUGCUGACAGUUUGUUCAACAGUUUAACAAUACUGUUAUAUAACUACUAUUAAGAGAAAUUUGAACAUGUAAAACAAAUCAAUAGUUAAAGCUGAUAAGUAGACAUUUAUUAUUUUUUAUUAUUAUUGGAAUUUUUGAACACGAAUAAUAUAUUUAAUUACAUAUAAUCAAUAAAACAUAUAAUAAAUAAUGUAAUAAAAAUAUAUAAUUAAUAUGAACUUAUGAUUAUUGGGUAAUACAAAGCUAAUUAUGAAUUUUGAUAAAAUAGCACGUCAUAACAAAACAAUAUUGGUGUACUCAGGUACAAAAAAAAUAUUUUCAAACAAUUAUAUAUGUUUGCAAUAGAAAUAAAAACAAUAUAUUAAAAUGUGUAAUGUGUAUACAAAUAAUAAUAAUAUUUCCUAGGGCAAUUGUAACUCUUUAUCAUUUGGUAAUGGCUCAAAAUAUUUAUCUAUAACCUCAUUCUUAACGUCUUCAAGUGUUGACGGAGACCAUUUCGGAGUUUUGUCUUUAUCAAUUAACAAUGCUCUUACUCCUGUACGAAAGAAAAAACAAUAGGUAAUUAUUCUUCAAUUUUAUGAUAAUAUAUCACAUUUUUUUUAAGACAAACCUUCAUAAAAAUCUGUAGAAUAUUCGGCUUCUAUACAUCUAUAUGCUAAUCGGUAUUCCAUUUUUAAACAUUCAUCUAAACUCAGAUUUUUUCCUUUUAAUAUUUCUUUUCGGGUAAUUUUAAGUGCUGUAGGACUAACUUCUUUAAGCGUUUUAAGUAUUCCUUGUGCCCAUACAGAAUUAUCCUUAUACAGAGCAUCCAAAAUCACUUCAACUUUUUCAUUGGAAAAUAUCAAAUUUAUUUUCUCUAAAAAUGGUUCCAUAGAGAAUUUAAAAUUAUCUAAGUUUUCUGUAUUUUCUUUGAGAAUUAUUUCUGGAUCUCGGAUGUCUUCAAUCAGUUUAGUCUUUAAACUUUUUAUUUCAGAACUAUUAACAUAAUGUGUUGCAAUACCUACUUUAGCAACAUCACUACCUUUUAACCUAACUCCAGUCAAACCUAACAUAACUCCUAAAUAGUUUUCCAUUUUAGGUAAAAUAUAACUACUACCAACAUCACAAAACAAUCCAAUUGCUGUUUCUGGCAUAGCAAAUAAUGUCUUUUCAGUUGCCACUCUAUACUUUCCAUGAACAGAUAUUCCAACACCUCCACCCAUUGUAAUACCAUCAAUCAAUGAAAUGUAGGGGAUUUUAUAUUUACCAAUUAAACUGUUCAUUGAAUAUUCAUGUUUAAAAAAUGCAGUACCUUUUUCUAGUGAUGUAGUACCUACACCAUUUUCUGUAAUAGUUUUAACAUCUCCUCCAGCACAAAAUGCUUUCUCACCAGCUCCUUCAAUAAUCACCAUUCGAACUUGUGAUUCGUAUUCCUUGAGUUUUGGAUACAUUUUAUUAACCAUUGAUUUAUUGAGAGAAUUUAACACUUUUGGUCUGUUCAAAGUAAUUAUACCAACAUCGUUUUUAACUUCAAACAGUACAUCGUCCAUAACAGUUGAUAAAUGCCUUUUAAACCGCCACACAUUUGAUGAAAUCUUUAGGUGAGAAAAAAAUAUCAUCUGUA